AUGGCCACACCGCACAUUCACGUGGCGGCACUCUUCCAACCCUACACACUCCGCUUCUAUGAUGGAGAUGAACAGCCGUCAAGCCCCGAAGCACCACCUCCUCCUCACAACACAUCAGUUCCUGAAUUGCCAUCCCGCCUCGAUGUCCAAAGGAGCUCCACCAUCGACCUGCCCACUCGCCCAAGCACGACAAGCCUCUUCCAUGGACCGACCCCUCCAUUAACACCAACAGCGGCUGCCCAGGAGUUCUUUUCACCCUUGGCCACUUCUGAAUCGCUGAAGUCUAGCCGGCGUCACUCCCGGCAACUUGGCGACCCCCGAUCACUAGCACGCAGCGAGCUGGACGAGUUGGCGCGGGAUCCAGUGUACAACCAGCCACGUUCCCGCGCCGGCCCACUACCUUCUGGUUCUAUCCUCGACUUCGCAAAGGUCCAUGAGCAGCUGAAACAGGAUAAGUUGAAGGAGGCGAAGAAGAAAACCUAUUCACCACCGCAGUCCCGAGGUUCGCGCAACCAUAGCCACGAGCGAGGCUUUGAGGACAAACCCUGGACCGUCGAGCCAGCAUUGAUGGGCAAUGAAGGGCUUAUCAAUGCUCUGCGCUCGCUAGCUAGCGAGGAGAGUCUCGAGCUAUCCUGGAUCGGCACUCUCGGCUUCCCUACAGAGGCUCUGCCAGCUAGCGCCCGCGAGAACAUCGACGACCACAUGCUCAAUGAGUACCAGUCUAGCGUCGUCUACGUAAGCGACAAAGACUUCGACGGACACUACACGCACUACUCGAAGACGAUCCUGUGGCCGAUCUUCCAUUACCAGGUCCCUGAUCAUCCGAAGAGCAAAGCCUACGAGGACCACAGCUGGGGAUUCUACGAGAAUGUCAAUCAAGCUUUCGCUGACAAGAUUGUGGAGAGCUACAAACGUGGCGACACUAUUUGGGUCCAUGACUACCACCUCCUGCUUGUUCCUGGCAUGGUUAGAAAGAAGUUACCGGAUGCCUCCAUCGGCUUCUUCCUUCACACUGCCUUCCCAUCAUCGGAGAUCUUCCGCUGUCUCGCCACUCGAAAGGAACUACUGGAAGGGAUGCUUGGUGCCAAUCUCGUCGCUUUCCAAACCGACGAGUAUGCGCAGCACUUUCUGCAAACGUGCAGCAGGAUCUUGACGGUGGAGACGACCAGCGAGGGCGUCCAGCUCGAAGAUCAUUUCGUCAAUGUCACCAGUGCUCCGAUUGGCAUCAACCCUGCGGCUAUAGAUGAGUCGCGCGAAGAUCCGGACGUCCAGAAGUGGAUUGACGACAUCGGCGAGCGCUACAAGGACAAGCUGCUCAUCGUGGCUCGAGACAAGCUUGACAACGUCCAUGGUGUACGCCAGAAGUUGCUCGCAUAUGAGCUGUUCCUCAACAAGUAUCCGGAUCUGGCCAGGAAGACUGUGCUUAUUCAGGUUGCCACUUCCACGAGCGAACAGAGCGAGCUAAUCACAACGGUCUCAGACAUCUGCUCUCGCAUUGACAACAAAUACUCAAGCUUAGUUCACCAGCCUCUCGUCUUCCUCAAGCAAGACAUUGAGACCUCGCAGUACCUGGCACUCAUGUCGGUCGCGGAUGUGCUGAUGAUUACUGCACUCCGGGACGGCAUGAACCUGACAUGUCAUGAGUACAUCUACUGCCAGGACGGCAAGGCGGGAAGCAAGAAGCAUGGUCCGCUUAUCCUCAGCGAGUUCACUGGAAGCGCGGCUGUCUUCAAGGACCAUCUCAUUAUCAACCCGUGGGACUACCAGAAGAUGGCAGACGCAAUAAAGAUUGCGCUGCUCAUGUCCGACGCUGAGAAGGAACAUCGGUGGAGGGCCAUGCACUCAGUCAUCAUGGAGCAGACCGGUGCUCGCUGGGCAAGGCAGCUGGACAAGGCCUUGGCCAAGGUCCACGAAGAACACAACCAGCGCUCUUCAACCUCUGUGCCCCGGCUGUCCACUGUCGCGGUGAGCGAGAAGUACAAGCGCGCCGGCAACCGUGUCUUCAUCAUCGACUACGAGGGCACUCUCGCACCACACAAGACCCGCGAAGGCAUUCCACUCACCUCUCCAACUCGCGUGGUCGACACCCUCAACGACCUGAUGAACGACCCCAAGAACACCGUCUAUAUCAUGUCUGGCCGCAAGCCCGAAGAACUCGAAUCUGUCUUCCGCACCGCCAACGGCCUCGGCCUCAUCGCUGAGAAUGGCUGCUUCGUCCGCAGCUACGGCGUUCCCGCGAAUGGCUGGGAAGUGAUGGUCGACAUGGAUGACGUCGAGCGCUGGAAGGACGACGUGCAAGCUGUCCUCAACUACUACCACGAGCGUAUGGAAGGCAGCUACAUCGAAGAACGCCACUGCAGCACCCUGUUCCGCUACGAGAAAGUCGAGGACCAGGAAGCUGCCAUCCGCACCGGCGGCGACUGCGCGGACCAGAUCAACAGCGGGUUCCAGAACAUGAGCAUUCACGCCGUGCCUAUCAACAAAGCCGUCCUCAUCGAGCAAGUGGAGUUCAGCAAAGGCACCGCCGCUACCAACGCCUACAACACGCUGAAGGAUAAGAGCUCCCGCGGCGGCUCUUCGCCCGUCGACUUCUUGAUGGUCGCCGGCGACGACCGCGAAGACGAAGUCGUGUUCCGCUGGGCCAAUCAGCUCGGCAAGGACAAGGAAGUCCGCGACGUCUUCACCGUCUCAGUCGGGCGGCGCAACACCGAGGCGCAAGCGGCUGUGACGCAGGGGUCGACGGGGUUGUUGGGAGUGUUGCAGAAGUUGGGAAAGAUCUCGUUCGAUUCGGCGCCGGUGGAUUACUUCAAUAGUCCGAGGAAAGCUAGGGUGUCUGGGCAGUGA
Saxophila tyrrhenica is the source of this 2844-nucleotide messenger RNA. It is a transcript of the gene TPS3, whose product is annotated as Trehalose-6-P synthase/phosphatase complex subunit. Gene Ontology annotation, biological process: trehalose biosynthetic process. The transcript has 2 exons. Gene Ontology annotation, molecular function: trehalose-phosphatase activity. Bases 1 to 2844 code for a protein of 947 amino acids. The record is from RefSeq and is a predicted model, not a curated record. Gene Ontology annotation, cellular component: alpha,alpha-trehalose-phosphate synthase complex (UDP-forming); cytosol. Lineage: Eukaryota; Fungi; Ascomycota; Dothideomycetes; Mycosphaerellales; Extremaceae.